AUGGAACAAAUUAAUAAUCUAACGAAUUCCAAAUCAACGAAUCCACAAAUUGAAAGCGAAGAAUUAUUAGACCUUUUAGAAAGAUAUGAAAUAUACAGGAAUCAAACUCUGGAGGAAAGACAUGACCAUGAUAAACUAUAUAACAUCACAUCUGGAAAAAAUGCUGCACCUGAAAUUGAAGAAUUUUUGUUGAAUGUGGAGAAGAUUGGAGAUGAUGCUCGCAAAACAUUUAUUACUGAAUGCAUUGAAUAUCCAGAAAGAUAUUCAUUACCGAUAAAGAGACAGAAAGUACAAACUUUUGUCAACACAGUGAAGAAGAAAAAAGUAGCCGUUUCUGGAAGAGUACAAGAAAAAACUCUACAGAAUUUGUACAUAGUUGAUGGAUUACUUUUUAUAAACUCGUUAAAAGAAAUACCAAGAACUUUUGGGGAUUUAUCCAAGAAAAUAUUAUCUUCUUUGUGCAAAAUUUCAGCUACUGGAAUUGAUGUUAUAUUUGAUAGACAGUUUAUACCAUCUAUAAAUGAUACUAAUAAAUGUAUUAGUGGACGUAGUGAACGUGAGUUUAAAAUAUUAGGAUCAAAUCAAGUUCGGCCUUCUGACUUCGCAAAAGAAAUGAAAAAUUCCAAGUUUAAAGAAGCUUUAAUCAGUUUUUUCCUCAAACAUUGGCAAGAAAGUGAUUAUAAUAUUUUAGGUGAUAAGAUCAUUAAUAUUAAUUUCGAUGUCUUGCGAUGGCCAUGA
This is a messenger RNA of Cotesia congregata, 738 nucleotides long. NCBI's taxonomy places the organism in Eukaryota, Metazoa, Arthropoda, Insecta, Hymenoptera, Braconidae. The record is from the annotation of a GenBank genome assembly.